AUGCUAGUACUAUACCUUCGUAGAUGGGCAACUAGGAAGAGAAAUCAAUUAAAGAAUAAUAUUGACGCCAAAGUAAUCGUUGGAUUCUUUCAUCCUUACUGUAAUGCUGGAGGUGGCGGUGAACGUGUAUUGUGGUGCGCUAUUCGGGCUAUACAGGAGGUAUAUCCAGGCGCUCAUUGUGUCGUAUACAGCGGAGAUUGCGAUGCAAAACCCCAAGAUAUUCUACGUAAAGUCAAGCAACGUUUUAAUAUUAACUUGAAAAGAGAUGUAGAGUUUAAGUUUCUACGAAAGCGACAGUUAGUAGAAGCAUCAUCUUAUCCGUUUUUCACAUUAUUAGGGCAAUCGCUAGGUUCUAUAUUACUUGGCUGGGAAGCUUUACGUCUUUGUGUUCCCGAUAUCUAUAUCGAUAGCAUGGGCUAUGCUUUUACUUUACCGUUGUUUCGCUACAUUGGGUGCUGCAGUAUCGGCUGUUAUGUCCAUUAUCCAACAAUAAGUGUUGACAUGUUAAGUGUGGUCAGUAGCAGAAGGCCUGGGUUUAAUAAUGCCUCAUUUAUAUCCAACAGUAAAUUAUUAAGUAGUAUCAAAAUAUUAUAUUAUUACAUCUUUGCCUUAUUGUAUGGCUUAGUUGGUAGCAGUGCGCAUGUAAUUAUGGUCAAUUCAAGCUGGACAAAAAAUCACAUACUAGCACUAUGGAAAAAGCCUUUGUCAACCUCUGUAGUUUAUCCGCCAUGUGAUACAAAAACUUUUCAACAAUUUCCAAUUACAGAAUUUCCUGAAGUCAAUGAUAAACAACAAUUGACGAUUGUAUCUAUAGCUCAAUUUCGCCCUGAGAAAGAUCACCCGUUGCAAAUUAGAUCCUUUCAUAGAUUUUUACAAGCUUUAUCCCAAGAAGAAAAGAAGCGUUAUGGAUUAAUUUUAAUCGGGAGCUGUCGGAAUGAUGAAGAUUUAGCUCGUGUCAAUAAAUUAAAAGUGUUGUGCGAUGAAUUGAAAAUUGUUGAUUACGUAAAAUUUGAGUUAAACGUAUCAUUUGAAAAGUUACAGGAACGUCUAUCAAAUGCAACUAUUGGAUUGCACACAAUGUGGAAUGAACAUUUCGGUAUCGGUGUAGUUGAAUGCAUGGCAGCUGGAGCUGUCACUUUAGCUCAUAAUAGUGGUGGUCCAAAAAUGGACAUUGUAAAAGACUGGCAAGGCCAGCCAACAGGUUUAUUAGCAGAAAACGAAGAACAGUAUGCAACGGCAAUGAAAGAAAUAUUUGAAAUGUCCACCAAAGAACGAAUGGAUCUCAGGCUAAGAGCUCGAGAAUCUGCUGCAGCAAGAUUCUCUGAAGAUGUAUUCAAUACUUCGUUUAUCCGAGCCGUGCAGCCAUUAUUCCAUAAAUGA
Messenger RNA from Trichoplax adhaerens, 1380 nucleotides. RefSeq lists its product as uncharacterized. The record is from RefSeq and is a predicted model, not a curated record. Gene Ontology annotation, molecular function: GDP-Man:Man(3)GlcNAc(2)-PP-Dol alpha-1,2-mannosyltransferase activity. NCBI's taxonomy places the organism in Eukaryota, Metazoa, Placozoa, Uniplacotomia, Trichoplacea, Trichoplacidae. The transcript has a single exon. Gene Ontology annotation, biological process: protein N-linked glycosylation. Gene Ontology annotation, cellular component: endoplasmic reticulum membrane. The coding region runs from base 1 to 1380 and encodes 459 amino acids.